AUAUUAAAUAUAAAAAAGAAAGUAGGAGGUAGUUUAUUAACCAGUAUUUUAUCAAUGGGUAGAGCCUUGGCGCCAACAACUGGUAAAACACUUCGUUUAUCUACAUUAGCAGGUCUUGCUAGUAAAGGUACCAGUCAAAUGGUGAAAAAGAUCUCUGGAGGCAAUCUAAUUUUGGGUAUUGUAGGCUUUGAAAGAACUUUAGCACCAGUAUUAAAAAUUAGGAGGUUUUUUAAUCCCACAGAGUAAAAUCAAUCAGCUGAUUGCGUAUAAACACCUUCUUUCCACAAAAUAGAAGGAAGAUAUUCUUAAUGCUCUUCAAAUCGGUUCAGGUGUUCAUAUAAAACGAACCAAAACACAGCAAGGCAACGGAUUUGGGACUAUUUUAGCAUCAAUCGGUAUUCCAUUGGCUAUUGAACUGGUUAAAAAGAUAACUGGUAAGGAAGCACCAAGAUUGGGGAGAAGUACUAGAAGCAUUCCUAAGGCAUCUCAGGGAGGAACAGGAGCCCCUUGUGUUGGAAUGUGUGAACCACCUCCUCCUUUUAUUGGAACAUAGGAACAGAUGUGCGGUAAUACGAUUGGUAGUGGUAACAUCAAAAAAGGGGCAAGGCUUACCUCUAUUAAACCUAAAUUCCACAAAAAUAUCCCGAUGAGUAAUCAUGAUCUGUUGCGAUGGUGUUAAUCUUUGAAUAUACAUAUAAAAGAUGUGCUGUCGAGAGAUCAGACAGUUCCUCAUGACCAUAGACAAGCAUUAUUUACCUCUAAUCUUGAACCUAGAUACAUGAGUAGAUCUCUUUGGGUUGCCACUUAUGUCAAGGAUGGUAUUAUCAAAUUUUUGGACAGUUUUGGAAUGCCUCCUUUUCAAGAGUUGGUAAAUCAUGCCAGAAGAGAGAAUCUUACAUUAUUACACCAAAACAACCAGGUACAAAAUGUUAACACAACAACAUGCGGUUAC
Molecule: messenger RNA, 952 nt
Organism: Porites lobata
Lineage: Eukaryota; Metazoa; Cnidaria; Anthozoa; Scleractinia; Poritidae
Source: the annotation of a GenBank genome assembly